Prorocentrum cordatum is the source of this 6101-nucleotide messenger RNA. NCBI's taxonomy places the organism in Eukaryota, Dinophyceae, Prorocentrales, Prorocentraceae. The record is from the annotation of a GenBank genome assembly.
GCCCUGUAUCCGCUGUCAUGGAUGCGACGUGGUACGGCAAGAAGAGCACAACCCACACGUUUGCCAAGACGCCGGCAGAUUAUGGAAUGGAGUUCGAAGACGUGACGUUCCCCGCACUGGAUGGCGUCCGAAUCUCGGCAUGGUACAUUCCGUGUGCAAGCAAGGCCUGCCAUACGCUUGCCAUCGUUGGCCACCAGUCGUGGUCCGAGGCGAACAGGGCUGGAUGUGUCGAGCACUUCAAGGGUGGCGCUUUGAAAGUGGAGGCCGUCGACUAUGUCAAGCUGCACAGGGUUCUUCACGAUGGCGGAUUUCACGUGCUCGCCUACGAUCUGCGCAACCACGGGCAGUCCGUCCAGGCCACCCCUGCUCAACCUGCCUCUGGAGUGUGGUCUGGCGGCUUCUCGUCAGUCGACGAAGAGGUUGACGCCAUGGUGCUUGGAGACUACUCUGGCAAAGGUGGGCGCAAGGGCAAGGGCAAGAAGGGAAAAGGCAAGGGUUUUGUGCUCGUUGGGGACGGCAAAGGCAAGCAGGCAGCGGCUCUUCCUGGAGAACAGUCUGGAGCGUUGCCACCUGGCCCUGUUCCUCGCCUGUCCGCCUCGGAGGCCAAGCAGCUCGCCGAGUUGCACGCCAAGGGGGGAGAAGAGCAGCUGGCUGCCAGGUACCGUGCCAUUGCGGCUUCACUGGGCAAGGCUGAGAGGGCCCCAGCCCCGUCCCUCCAGCAGCAGGUCCAGUCAGCCCACGCAGCUGUUCGUCGCAAAGAGCGUGCCUUGCAGGUCGAGCUUGCAAAGCUCAACAAGUGGAGGGCGGAGCUCGAAGAGCAGCGCAAGAAGGUGGCUGAGCUGCACGCUGAACUGGGUGAAGCAGAUGCGAACUACAAAAAGGUCGUGCUGGAGUUGCAGCAGCAGGUGCCUUCUGAGCCAGCUCCUGCUGCAGUGGCCCAAUUCACGCUCGAGCAGUUGGUGGACGGGUCGGUGUCCAUCGACCAAAUCAUCUCCACAAAUGUACUCGAGGCCGAUGACGACGCCUACGAGCUCGAGGAGCAAGAUCGCAAGGAGACUCAGCAGCGCAAGGGCGAGUUGUCUGGCAAGGUUCGCGAGGAAAAGUCGGAUCUGAUCGUUCGGAUGCCGGCUACGCUCUCCGACUUUGUUGCUGACGUGGAUCAGCUGAUUUCCGUCCUCGCCCCGCUCCUCGCUGAUGCUGCCAAGGAGUUCGCGAAGGAAAACAAGAUCCAGAUGGCGGUCACCCAGGAGCUUGGCUGCUCGCUGGCCCUCGACAAGGUCGGCUGCGUGUGCAGCCAUAAGUCCAUUGCGAGUCAGCUUGAGGAGCGGCUGGGAGAGUUGUGCGGCAAGCCCUCGGCCUCGGUGGUGAACCUAGGACCGCUCCACUACACUAUGAGAGCUCCCGCGUGUAAUGCUAUUUGGACGGCCAGCUCUGCGAAGCUGGCGGGCUACCAGAUCAGCGACCUCUGCCAGUUGUGCCGCGGGUCGGUGGACACUUUGCGGCGCCGCAUCUGGGAGUGCCCCUCGUGCGCGUCCGGGAGGCAGGAAAUCGCUGAUGCCGAAGUCCUGACUUGUGCGCUCGACACGGGGGCUGAGGAUUACGAGUUCCCUCGCUGGAUCUACGGGGCUUCCGGGCACCUUGGUGAUUAUUUCCUUAUGCCCGAGAGUAAUGGAGAAGUCUCGGUGCGCUGGGCGGUCCCUGAGGGGCAGGAUCAGGCGGCGUUCAGGCCCCUGCCCAGCCCGAGCCUCAAGGCGGCGCCCGUGCUGGUGGCCGCGGCGCUGCUGGAGCGGCUGCCGCCCCUGGGGCCUGAGGAGGCCCGUGCGGCGCCGUCCGCGCCCGAGGCAGGGCGCCGAGUCGGGCUCUGGUACCCACGCGACACGGUGUGGCGUAAGCGAGUGCUGCUCUACCUCGCGGGGUGCAUGUACUGGUGGGUGGUGACGCCGGGCGGCGACUGGUGCGCCGACGACGUGUCGGGUGCGGUCGGCGACGGCUGCAACAGGGCUUUCACCGUCGUGCCGGGUGGCACGGCGCCCGCCUUGGCCCAUGGCGCGUCCUACCGGUUUGCGCAGCCGCCGACAUGGGAGGAGCUGCGCGCCGCCGUGCUCAGGUCGAGGACUGACCAGCAGGUGCACGUUGGUGACGAGCCGCUGGUUGAAGCCGCGGAGGUUUACUUUCGUCCGGGAUCCGAGGUGGUGCUAGAGUCUAGCGGUGUCAGGCUGGACGACGACCACGCAAUGGUGAGGGAGGUCGGCGUUUGGCAGCUCGCGGAGGCAAUCCCCGUCGGCGCGGCGGACACCUUCGGAGACAGGCGCCCGAGGGAGCUGCUCGGGCUGGUCGAGAGGGACCUGCCCGCCGACGUCGUCCGCGAGACCAAGAAGUACACGUUCGAGGACUGGCCGCUUGAGGACGGCCUCAGCACGGUGGAGCACAUGGCGAAGCGCUGGCUGAGCCAGACGGACCGCAGCUACAUCGAGAUGAAGUGCCUGCUCACAUCGAUCUUCCACGCGGGAAGCUACUACCAGGUCAACCUACCCAGUAUGGCCAGCAUUGAAGUGUUGUGUCUUCGUGUGCCGCAGAUCGUCGAGGCCUACUCGGGCGAUCCCCACCAGCCCCCGAUGUGGGGCGGGCUGCGGCGCUACAUGGGCGUGGCAGGCCCGAUGGAGCUGACUGACCCAGCCUUGAGGACGGACCGCAGUCUUCCGCCGCAACAAGGAGGAGAUGGAGCUGGACGGGCGCGGUGGGAGGCUCACCGCGCCCGAGGGGGCAUGACUGCUCCCGCCGGCGGGUUUGGGCGUCCCGCCGGUAGCGCGCAGCCCAGUUGUGAAGUCGGGGUGGACCUGCUGUCGGUGUUCCCCCUGCCGAGGCUGAGCGACCAUGAGAGGGAUUGGCCGCGGCUCCAGGGCCGUGGGGCUGCUCGGCUCGCCAGGCGGGCCCGCCAGGACUUCGACGAGGUCGUCGACGCCAUGAAUUGGUUGAUGAACCGCACCUCCACAGGCGACAUGCCGAAUUUUGACCAGAUGAAGGUGCACGCGCGGAUCCUGGAGUGCGUGGCUGAGUGCAUGCCGCCGAUGGGGACCGCGAUCCCUUCCCCGCGAUCGGCCUUUUCUGAGCUGCUGCACGGCCGCAGCGUCUACGACGAGUCGGCCGGACGGAACGUCGGGCGUCUUCGCAAUGUGGGGCAGAUAUCUUUACCUAAGACCGCGUGCGAUGCCAUUCCUCACUUGGACCCUUCUCUGGCUCGCAACCGCAGACUCUACGUCCGCCUGGUGGCGCCCCUCUACGCCAAGGGCCUUCUGGUGCUCCUGGGCGAGAGUGAGCGGCGCGAGGACGUCGGGGUCUUUUUCCCGGACCUCGGUUUCACGCUGGGCACCUCCGACAUCAGCGACGCCUUCCAUCGUUUCAGGAUCGACCGUGGGCUCUCCUCCUAUGUCUGUCUCCGCCCCGUGACAGCGCAGGAGAUCGGGGUGACGGGCAGGGCCAUCGGGGGCGGCGCCGCGCCUCCCGACCGCCGCCUGGUGCCAGCCUGCGCCGCCCUGCCGAUGGGGUUCACCUGGUCGCUCUAUUUCUGCCGGGAGGUGGGCGACGCCGUCAUGGACGCCACGCCCGGACUGGAGCGGGCCCACCGCAUGAGCGACCGGGGCCCGACGACAGCGCUUCGGCCGUCGGCCCAGCUGGCCGAGGGAGGAGGCGCUCAGUAUACGGACGUCGACAACCUCGGGGUGAUGGGCUUCGACGGCGCAGAGGUGUCCUCGAGCCUCGCCGCCGCCGCCACGAGGUUCGACGCCGCGGGCCUGAAGACGCACGAGACGGACAUUCAGAGGGGCCGCGGCGUGACGCUGGGCUGCGUGCUGGACGGAGUCUCGCUUACCACCGGGCUCACGGCCAAACGCUACUGGCGGGCGCGACAAGGUGUCUCGUGGGCCCUGAGCUGCAGGGCCCUGCCAGGCUGGACAUGGGAGAUCGUCCUCGGCCAUUGCACUUGCUGCGCCAUGUGCAACCGGGACCUCCUCCGGAUCCUCCCGGUCUUCAAUGCGAUGUGCAAGUUCAUAGCGGCCCACUACCAGGAGGCCGCGCCGCUCUGGCCCACGGCGCGGGCCGAGAUGGUCGCCUUCCGAGGCCUGAUGCCCUUGCUGCGCGGCGACUGGACGCCCCCGCGGCGCCCGCUGGUCUGCCUCUCCGACGCGUCGGAGCACGGCCACGCGGUGAGCGCCUCGCUGUUCGAGCCGGCCGCUGUGAGGGAGAUCGGACGGGCGCAGGGGCGACCCCGUUUCCGCCGCCUGGGCGGCCAUUCCGCUCGGGCCCACUUCUUCGCCAGCAACGGCAUCGUGAUGACCAGUGCAGGGACGUUCAAAGAUGCCGCCGAUCUUGGUGAGCAUGACGAGGUCGCGCCCCAGACUCAGUGGGGGCUUGACAGAACUUUCAAAGAGAUGGCAGUGGAGAUCUUCUCAGGGUCCCGCUGGACUGAGAUAGUCGCCCGUGGGUGGCAUAAUACUUCGGAAGACAUUCUGGUCUACGAAUCACGUGCCCUCCUGCGAGCUGUAGAGGUAUUGUGCAGCCUGUCACCGCGAGAGGGCGAGCAUGCCGUCGUCAUGAGCGACAACCUGCCCGCAGUGCUGUGCUUUGAGAGGAGGAGAGCGAAACACUUUACUGUCCUCGCAUGCAUUCGUCGGGCUGUCGCCCUGUGCCUCUCCCUCAACAAGCGCCUGCACGUGAGGUGGGUCCCGAGCGAGCUCGACCCGAGUGACGAGGGCUCUAGGCUGCGCGACCCGAGCUGCGACCCUGGUAAGACCCUGGUGCACUCUUGGGAGGCUUCUGAGGACUACGGCAAAGUACCAGCGAAUCGUAGGCUACCCCUGCAUGUACAUGAGCAAGACAAUGCACACACCAAGACGACGCACUACUGCAAGCACGUCGAUACGGAGAACUGCAAGCACGACAAGUUUGACAAAUAUGAGAGCACGAGCAAGCACACAGUCAUGGACCUCACCAGUACCUCAGCCACUACGAGCACGAGCCCCAGAACAGCCCCGCAGGCCCUCGACGAGCCCACCGAGACCCCCGGCACUCCAGACCCUCAGGACCUCCACGAGCCCCAGGGGAGCCAGCCUGCCGCCGUCGCCACCUCGGCUCCCGAGUGCGCCCCUGCGGGGGGGCCCCGGCGACCCGCCGCGGCGGUGGGCGAUCGGGGGCGCGACGACCAGCGCGCCCAUGGCCCGCUUGCGAAGCGCUCGCAGGUGCUGUCGCCCGGGCCGGAGGGCCUGCCGAGUGGGCCACAGGCGCCAGCCAGUCAGACGCGGGCGCUGGGAGCGCCUCGGGACAGCGUGCGGCAGCGGCCCACCCUGGCCCCGCCCGCCUCAAGGGCUGCGGCGCGCGACCUAGAGGCGAACUGCAGCCCGACGGGCGACGGCGAGGGCAGCGGCGCCACGACCGUUGCCAAAGAGGCAGAGGCAGCUCGCACCCGUCAGCUCCGCCAGACGGCCCGGCACCACGCCCGGGCAGAGCGCCAGCUCGUCGUGGACAGCGAGGUGGACGACGUGCUUGCGCACUACAUGAACGGGCUAUGCGAGCCGGGCCAUCACUCGAACAAGGGCGACGCACUGCUGUCGGCCUUGCUGCACCUCCAGCCCCAGCAUGGCAAGCUGGGGAGAUCGCGCCCCCGCCGGGCCUGGCGAUGCCUGAAGGGGCGGCGCCAGAGAUGCAAGCGGCGCUCAAGGAACCCGGUCGCCCGCGUGGUGUGGUCAGCUGUCGUCUGGGACCUCUGCUGCCGAGGGUGCUGGCUCACGGGUGCGCACAUCCUGUGGAUGAUCGUGGCGCACCGCCGCCCAGGCGAGCCGCUCGCAAUCCAGCGCCAGGAUCUCAUCCAGCCAGCAGAGGGGAGCUCGAACGAUUGGGGGGCGCUGCUGUUCUCGCUGUCAAGGGCGGCCACCCACGAGAUGCUGGGCCUACAGAACCGCCGCGGCGAUCACAGGGAGCUGAAAAAGCCAGGCGGCCGGCAAUGCAAGAGCUCGCUCAAGAGAUACCAGAACGCCGCCGGGCUGAACCUCUCUGCUCCCCGCCUGCUGCCUAGGCAGGUGGCUGCCCCCCGAAAGGCGGACCAGUAA